UCAGAAAUGGAGAUUGGCUUAGCAGUUGGUGGUGCAUUUCUCUCUUCAGCUUUGAAUGUUCUCUUUGAUAGGCUUGCUCUUCACGGUGAUCUGUUCAACAUGUUUCAGAAGCAUAAGCAUCAUGUUCGGCUCUUAAAGAAGCUGAGGAUGACUUUGCUUGGCCUGCAGGCUGUGGUAAGUGAUGCACAGAAUAAGCAAGCAUCAAAUCCAUACGUGAGUCAGUGGCUUAAUGAGAUUCAAGAUGCUGUGGAUGGUGCUGAGAACUUAAUAGAAGAAGUCAAUUUUGAAGCUUUGAGACUUAAGGUGGAAGGUCAGCAUCAAAAUUUUGCAAACACAAUAAGCAACCAGCAGGUAAGUGACCUCAACCGGUGCUUGGGUGAUGAUUUUUUUCCUAACAUAAAGGAGAAGUUGGAAGACACCAUUGAAACAUUGGAAGAGUUGGAAAAGCAAAUUGGUCGCCUUGGCCUAAGGGAAUAUCUUGAUUCGGGUAAACAAGAUAACAGAAGACCUUCAACUUCUUUGGUUGAUGAAUCUGAUAUCUUAGGUAGACAGAAUGAAAUAGAGGAAUUGAUUGAUCGUUUAUUGUCUGAUGAUGCCAAUGGAAAAAAUCUCUCUGUAGUUCCUGUUGUUGGAAUGGGGGGCGUGGGCAAGACAACACUUGCUAAAGCUGUUUACAAUGAUGAGAAGGUAAAAGACCAUUUUGGUUUAAAAGCUUGGAUUUGUGUGUCUGAACCAUAUGAUGCUGUCAGAAUAACAAAAGAGCUACUUCAAGAAAUUAGCUCAUCUGACUGUACGGUUAAUAGCAAUCUUAAUCAGCUUCAGAUCAAAUUGAAGGAAAGCUUAAAAGGCAAAAAGUUUCUUAUUGUUUUAGAUGAUGUCUGGAAUGAAAACUAUGAUGAGUGGGAUGACUUGAGAAACAUUUUUGUUCAAGGAGAUAUAGGAAGUAAGAUCAUUGUGACGACACGUAAGGAGAGUGUUGCCUUGAUGAUGGGUUGUGGGGCAGUCAACGUGGGGACUCUGUCUAGUGAAGUCUCUUGGGCUUUAUUCAAACGACAUUCAUUAGAAAACAGGGGUCCUGAGGAACAUCUAGAGCUUGAAGAGGUUGGAAAACAAAUUGCACACAAGUGCAAAGGAUUGCCAUUAGCUCUAAAGGCACUUGCUGGCAUUUUACGCUCCAAAUCAGAUUUGAAUGAGUGGAGAGACAUAUUAAGAAGUGAAAUAUGGGAACUGCCAAGUCAUUCGAAUGGUAUCUUACCAGCAUUGAUGUUGAGCUAUAAUGAUCUUCCUGCACACUUGAAGCGGUGUUUUGCUUUUUGUGCAAUAUAUCCCAAAGAUUAUAUGUUUUGCAAAGAACAAGUUAUUCACCUAUGGAUUGCUAAUGGUCUUGUACCGCAGUUGGAUUCAGGUAACCAAUACUUUCUUGAGUUGAGAUCAAGAUCAUUGUUUGAAAGAAUCCCAGAGUCUUCUAAAUGGAAUUCAGAGGAAUUCUUAAUGCAUGACCUUGUCAACGAUUUGGCCCAAAUUGCAUCUUCAAAUCUUUGUAUUAGGUUGGAAGAGAACCAAGGAUCUCAUAUGUUGGAACAAAGUCGACACAUUUCUUAUUCAACGGGAGAAGGUGACUUCGAGAAAUUGAAACCACUCUUCAAAUCAGAGCAGCUGAGGACAUUGCUUCCAAUCAGUAUCCAGCGGGAUUACCUAUUUAAGCUAAGCAAGAGGGUGCUGCAUAAUGUAUUGCCAAGACUAACAUCCUUAAGGGCAUUAUCGUUGUCACCUUAUAAGAUUGUGGAGUUGCCAAAUGACUUGUUUAUCAAAUUAAAGCUCCUCAGAUUUUUGGAUAUUUCUCGGACAAAGAUUAAAAAGUUGCCAGAUUCCAUUUGUGUAUUGUAUAACUUAGAGAUACUUCUCUUGUCAUCUUGUGAUGAUCUUGAGGAGCUACCACUGCAGAUGGAAAAGUUGAUCAACUUGCAUUAUCUUGACAUAAGCAACACUUCUCGCUUGAAGAUGCCGCUACAUCUGAGCAAGUUGAAAAGCCUCCAUGUGCUAGUGGGAGCCAAGUUUCUUCUAGGUGGCCGCGGUGGUUCGAGAAUGGAUGAUUUGGGUGGAGUACAUAACUUGUUUGGAUCUCUAUCAAUUCUAGAGUUGCAAAAUGUGGUUGAUAGAUGGGAAGCUCUGAAGGCAAACAUGAAGGAGAAGAAUCAUGUUGAGAUGUUAUCAUUGGAGUGGAGCAGAAGUAUUGCUGACAAUUCUAAAAAUGAAAAGGAAAUACUUGAUGGGCUACAACCAAAUACAAACAUAAAUGAACUCCAAAUCGGUGGAUAUAGAGGAACAAAAUUCCCAAACUGGCUAGCUGAUCAAUCGUUUCUUAAGCUAGUACAAUUGUCUCUUAGCAACUGCAAGGACUGUGAUUCCUUGCCAGCACUGGGACAACUUCCUUCUUUGAAAUUCCUUGCCAUUAGAAGGAUGCAUCGAAUAAUAGAGGUGACUCAAGAAUUCUAUGGUAGUUUGUCUUCCAAAAAGCCAUUUAACUCUCUUGAGAAGCUUGAAUUUGCAGAGAUGCUGGAGUGGAAGCGGUGGCAUGUACUAGGGAAUGGAGAGUUCCCUGCACUUAAGAUCCUUUCAGUUGAGGAUUGCCCCAAGUUGAUUGAGAAGUUCCCCGAAAAUCUUUCUUCUCUGACAGGAUUGAGAAUUUCAAAAUGCCCUGAACUCAGCUUGGAGACAUCUAUCCAACUUUCAACUUUAAAAAUAUUUGAAGUUAUUAGUUCUCCUAAGGUUGGAGUUCUUUUUGAUGACACUGAACUGUUUACAUCCCAACUUCAGGAAAUGAAACAUAUUGUUGAAUUGUUUUUUACUGAUUGUAACUCGCUUACCUCCUUACCUAUUAGCAUUCUGCCAAGUACCUUGAAGAGAAUACACAUAUAUCAGUGCGAGAAACUGAAAUUGAAGAUGCCAGUUGGUGAGAUGAUUACUAAUAACAUGUUUCUCGAGGAGUUGAAACUGGAUGGAUGUGAUUCCAUAGAUGAUAUAUCACCCGAGUUGGUCCCAAGAGUAGGCACUUUGAUAGUUGGGCGUUGCCACAGCCUUACUAGACUUUUGAUUCCUACUGAGACUAAAAGUCUCACUAUUUGGUCUUGUGAGAAUCUUGAAAUACUUUCAGUGGCAUAUGGGGCUCAGAUGAUGUCGUUGCGUUUUUUGAAUAUUGAAAACUGUGAGAAGCUGAAGUGGCUGCCUGAACGCAUGCAGGAACUCCUUCCAUCUCUUAAUACGCUGGAACUCUUUAAUUGUCCAGAAAUGAUGUCCUUUCCUGAAGGAGGAUUGCCCUUCAAUUUACAAGUCCUUUUAAUCUGGAAUUGCAAGAAACUGGUGAAUGGCCGAAAGAAUUGGCGUUUACAGAGGCUCCCCUGUCUUAGAGAGUUAAGGAUCGAACACGAUGGCAGUGAUGAAGAGAUUCUUGCUGGUGAGAAUUGGGAGUUGCCUUGCUCUAUUCAACGUCUUUACAUAUCUAAUCUGAAAACUUUAAGCAGUCAAGUUCUCAAAAGCCUCACCUCUCUUGCGUAUCUAGAUACUUAUUAUUUACCUCAAAUUCAGUCACUGCUGGAAGAAGGGCUUCCCUCAUCUCUUUAUGAGCUACGUUUAGAUGACCAUCAUGAGUUUCUUUCACUACCGACCGAAUGUCUUCGACACCUCACUUCGCUUCAACGUCUAGAGAUCAGGCACUGCAAUCAACUCCAAUCUCUUUCAGAAUCAACUCUGCCCCCCUCCCUCUCUGAGCUGACCAUCGGGUAUUGCCCUAAUCUCCAGUCCCUUCCAGUAAAAGGGAUGCCCUCUUCCCUCUCUAAACUACAUAUUUACAACUGCCCGUUGCUCAAACCACUACUAGAAUGUGACAAGGGGGAGUACUGGCAAAAAAUUGCUCAUAUCUCCACCAUAGAGAUCGAUUGGAAAUACCUGUAAUGAUUAAAAGGAAUGGUGCUC
Solanum verrucosum is the source of this 3972-nucleotide messenger RNA. RefSeq names its product putative disease resistance RPP13-like protein 1. The record is from RefSeq and is a predicted model, not a curated record. Gene Ontology annotation, biological process: defense response to other organism. Lineage: Eukaryota; Viridiplantae; Streptophyta; Magnoliopsida; Solanales; Solanaceae. Bases 7 to 3951 code for a protein of 1314 amino acids. Gene Ontology annotation, molecular function: ADP binding. The transcript has a single exon.